Molecule: messenger RNA, 1084 nt
Organism: Melanotaenia boesemani (Boeseman's rainbowfish)
Lineage: Eukaryota; Metazoa; Chordata; Actinopteri; Atheriniformes; Melanotaeniidae
Product: coiled-coil domain-containing protein 134-like
Exons: 7
Coding region: 279-968 (229 amino acids)
Source: RefSeq, a predicted model, not a curated record
AAGCCAGCCGGUGCGAUCGUGGCGCUGGUGGAGUGGAGCAGCGAGAGCCGCAUGUAAAUGAACCACGGCUGCUGUUGUCACCUGAGGAUCUGGAGGGCUAAAUUCACCGCCCCGUCUUCCUCGUCGGAGAGUUGACUUUUUAACGUUGGGAGUGGGGGGUUAUAGAAAGGCUGAACAGCACUCCUGUGAGGGAAACCUUGCCUGGCUAAUCGCUUUUUUCGCGGCUGCUGUGUUUCGCUACAACACGAAGAGCUCCUCUCUGCCUCCCCCUGGUGACCAUGCGAAGUGUGAGCGCAGUGGUCCUGGCACUCGCCGCUGCCGCCCUCAGCUCGGCAGACUCGGACAUGCACCGACCGCGACACGACUCCAACCUGGAGAUCUACAAGCGGCUGUUUGAGACCAAACGGAAAGAUCAACUGAACGCACUCAAGAAUCUAGUAGAGCUGAACGACAUCAACCAGCAGUACAAGAUCAUAGACAUCAUGCUCAAAGGGCUUUUCAAGGUGUUGGAGGACUCAAGACAGAUCCUGGUGGCGGCCAACAUGCAGCCUGAUGACCCCUUCCCCAUGGAUGAUAAGAUCAAAGAAGCUUAUUCCCAUGUUGUUGAGAAUACAGCGUUUUUUGGCGACGUGGCUCUGCGUUUCCCACGUAUCGUCCACCACUACUACGACCGCAACACAGACUGGAGUGGUCUGCUGCGCUGGGGGCUGAAUUUCUGCAACCAGACGGGAGUUUUCACAGGAGGAGCCCACCAGCAUGUGCUCACACUUAUGUCACAAGAGCUGGGAAUAACUGAGAAAUCCCCAGACUUCAUAAACCCAUACCGCACAGAGAGAGACGACGUUCUUCAUACUGCUGAAGCUUUCCAGAAAAUCCUGAGGGAAGAGGAGAAGAGGAGGAGGAAGGAGGAGAAGAGGAAAGAAAUCAGGAAAGGCCCUCGUAUUUCCCGCUCUCGCAGCGAGCUAUAGCACUAAACCUCAGUGCCUGUGAGAAUCGUAAGAAGGAAGCGUGCAUACAGUCAACAAGCAGCGGCUUGACUUGUGGACUGUGAUGACGGUGAAGGCAACAAAAGCUGCUGUCACUU